This is a messenger RNA of Suhomyces tanzawaensis NRRL Y-17324, 1515 nucleotides long. It is a transcript of the gene OBPA, whose product is annotated as oxysterol-binding protein related protein. Gene Ontology annotation, cellular component: cortical endoplasmic reticulum; cytosol; intracellular membrane-bounded organelle. Gene Ontology annotation, molecular function: sterol binding. The coding region runs from base 57 to 1367 and encodes 436 amino acids. Lineage: Eukaryota; Fungi; Ascomycota; Pichiomycetes; Serinales; Debaryomycetaceae. The record is from RefSeq and is a predicted model, not a curated record. The transcript has a single exon.
CACUACUAAGCAAAUUAACGAAAUACAACAUCAAUUAUCAAGAACAAGAUAGAAGUAUGGGAUUAACGUCCAAGCUUGAUAAAUUGAAGAUUAGAGCUUCUAGCGAGGAACUGGAAUCAACCUCUAGCAAAGCUUCUACUCCUCACGGAGAUCAAACAAAAGAUACUGAUGACGUGGAUGAGAUUGACAAUGAAGGACAAUCUAUCUUAUCCGGAAUCAUUGCUCAAUUGAGGCCAGGCUGUGAUUUAUCUAAGAUCACACUUCCAACUUUCAUAUUAGAAAAAAAAUCUAUGUUGGAAAGAAUUACGAACUUCUUUCAAAUUCCUAACCUCUUGUUAGAUGCCAACAAGACUGAAGAUGAAUUGGAACGUUUCAUAGCAGUGCUUAAAUGGUACCUUGCAAGUUGGCACAUUGCUCCUAAAGCAGUGAAGAAGCCAUUGAAUCCUGUGUUGGGAGAAGUCUUCGCUUGUUAUUGGGACGACCUUCCCGAUGGUAACAAAGCAUAUUAUGUGUCAGAGCAAGUUUCACACCAUCCUCCUAAGUCAUCAUACUUCUACUUAGUACCAGAGCUGAAGAUUAGAGUAGAUGGGGUAGUGGUUCCCAAAUCCAAGUUUCUUGGAAAUUCGUCAGCUGCAAUUAUGGAAGGUUGGGGUCAUGUUACUCUUGGUGAGAGAGAUGAUGAAGUAUACAUCAUGAACCAGCCAAAUGUGUACUGUCGUGGUAUCCUUUUUGGUAAACUUAGACUUGAAUUGGGAGACCACAUGUAUGUGAAAUGUGCCAAAACUGGUUUUGAGGCGGAUAUUGAUUUCAAAACAAAGGGCUUCAUUAGUGGUACAUAUGAUGCAAUUGAGGGUGUAAUCAAGAACUCCAAAAAUUCCGAAGUGCUUUACAAUAUUUCUGGUAAGUGGAAUGAAGUCAUGGAAAUUAAGAAUGUGAAGACAGGCGAAAAGAAAGUGUUGUUUGAUACAGCAGGAGCAACCCAAUUAAAAUCUCAAGUUAAACCAUUAGAUGAACAGUGGGAGUAUGAAUCACGGAACUUGUGGAAGCCAACUCUUGAGGGCCUUAGUAAGAGAGAUCACAAUUUAGCUACGGAAGAGAAAUUUAAAGUCGAAAAUGAACAAAGAAUUAUAGCCAAGAAGAGAUUAGAAGCUGGUGUGGAUUUUCAUCCACGUUUGUUUAGACCUGUGUCGGACCUGGAGCAGGACAUUAAGGAUUUGGAGUACAUUAUUUAUAAGCAUAUUGAUUUAUCUGAGGAUGCAGAAUCAUUGAGAAGUUCCGUACUUGAUAUUUUCCCUAUCCUACCUGGGCAGAAGCUUCAUGAAUCAUUUGACAUACCGGGCUAUAAGAAAGCAAGCGGAAAAUCUUAAACACCUAUAAUAUGAAUUAAUUGAUCCGUGAGGUUGAAGAGCUUCCUUGCGUGAAUAGCUUUUUAUGCAAUACUCCAUUGCCUUACCCGGAUAUAUAAUAAUAAUUUACUCUCAAUUUUAAAUACAAUAAUAUACAAUCUACUUAGCA